AUGAGCCUUAAGUCUGAACGCCGAGGAAUUCAUGUGGAUCAGUCGGAGCUCCUGUGCAAGAAAGGAUGUGGUUACUAUGGCAAUCCUGCUUGGCAGGGUUUCUGCUCCAAGUGCUGGAGGGAGGAGUACCACAAAGCCAGGCAGAAGCAGAUUCAGGAAGACUGGGAACUGGCAGAGCGACUUCAGCGGGAGGAGGAAGAGGCCUUUGCCAGCAGUCAGAGCAGCCAGGGGGCCCAAUCCCUCACAUUUUCCAAGUUUGAAGAAAAGAAAACCAAUGAGAAGACCCGGAAGGUUACCACAGUAAAGAAAUUCUUCAGUGCUUCAACCAGGGCUGGAUCAAAGAAGGCAGAAAUUCAGGAAGCAAAAGCUCCCAGUCCUUCCAUAAACCGGCAAACCAGCAUUGAAACGGAUAGAGUGUCUAAAGAGUUCAUAGAAUUUCUCAAGACCUUCCACAAGACAGGCCAAGAAAUCUAUAAGCAGACCAAGGUGUUUUUGGAAACAAUGCAUUACAAAAGGGAUUUAAGCAUUGAAGAACAGUCAGAGUGUACUCAAGAUUUUUACCAGAAUGUAGCUGAAAGAAUGCAGACUCGUGGAAAAGUGCCUCCAGAAAGAGUUGAGAAGAUAAUGGAUCAGAUUGAAAAGUACAUCAUGACUCGUCUCUAUAAAUAUGUAUUCUGUCCAGAAACUACUGAUGAUGAGAAGAAAGAUCUCGCUAUUCAAAAGAGGAUCAGAGCCCUGCACUGGGUUACACCUCAGAUGCUUUGUGUCCCUGUUAAUGAAGAAAUUCCAGAAGUGUCUGAUAUGGUGGUGAAAGCAAUUACAGACAUCAUUGAAAUGGAUUCAAAGCGUGUGCCCCGAGAUAAGUUGGCCUGCAUCACCAAAUGCAGCAAGCACAUCUUCAAUGCCAUCAAGGUCACCAAGAAUGAGCCAGCUUCAGCUGAUGACUUCUUACCCACUCUCAUCUACAUUGUUUUGAAGGGCAAUCCCCCACGGCUUCAGUCCAAUAUCCAGUAUAUCACCCGCUUCUGCAACCCAAGCAGAUUGAUGACCGGAGAGGAUGGCUACUAUUUCACCAAUCUGUGCUGUGCCGUGGCCUUCAUUGAAAAAUUAGAUGCCCAGUCUUUGAAUUUAAGUCAGGAAGAUUUUGAUAGAUACAUGUCUGGCCAGUCUUCUCCAAGGAAGCAAGAGUCUGAGAAUUGGUCUUCUGAUGCUUGCUUAGGGGUUAAGCAAAUGUAUAAAAACUUGGAUCUCCUGUCUCAACUGAAUGAACGACAGGAAAGGAUCAUGAAUGAAGCCAAGAAACUUGAAAAAGACCUAAUAGAGUGGACGGAUGGAAUUACAAAAGAGGUUCAAGACAUUGUAGAGAAAUGUCCACUUGAAAUUAAGCCCCCAAAUCAAUCUUUAGCAGCUAUUGACUCUGAAAAUGUUGAAAAUGAUAAACUUCCUCCACCAUUGCAACCUCAAGUGUAUGCGGGAUGAGAAACAUUUACACGGAUAGUAUUUAUUUGAGCCUAAAUCGUAGCUAGCCCUUACUACAGUCCACUGAUGGGGAUCUAGGCUGUAACUUAAUUGCUUAUAAAUGUCAAAGCAUUUUUAAAGGUACAGUUUAUGGGGAUUGUUUUGUUUUGUUUUUCCUGUCACAAAAGCUUAGUAAAUAAUAAAAUACUAUUUAUUUGAGAUACUGAAAUAGAUUCAUUUAAGGCUUGUGUGAAAGUUCUGUCCAAAUAUAUUUUUUCUCCAUGA
Manis pentadactyla (Chinese pangolin) is the source of this 1743-nucleotide messenger RNA. It is a transcript of the gene RABGEF1, whose product is annotated as RAB guanine nucleotide exchange factor 1. Lineage: Eukaryota; Metazoa; Chordata; Mammalia; Pholidota; Manidae. The coding region runs from base 1 to 1479 and encodes 492 amino acids. Gene Ontology annotation, biological process: vesicle-mediated transport. The transcript is spliced from 8 exons. The record is from RefSeq and is a predicted model, not a curated record. Gene Ontology annotation, cellular component: cytosol; endocytic vesicle. Gene Ontology annotation, molecular function: zinc ion binding; DNA binding; guanyl-nucleotide exchange factor activity.